Vicia faba (fava bean) is the source of this 777-nucleotide messenger RNA. Lineage: Eukaryota; Viridiplantae; Streptophyta; Magnoliopsida; Fabales; Fabaceae. The record is from the annotation of a GenBank genome assembly.
AUGGAGGUUCCGCUUUACGAGACGCGACGCCACGCUUCCAGUUACCCUCCUCAACUCCAUCUUCAACAAAAUCAACAACACCAGGCGAUUGAUGAUUCCAAGGGAACCUUGCUUUCUCUCCUCUCAGUUCGAGGUGUGAGUCAACUCAAAGAGAAAUGGACUGAAUAUAAUGAACCAAAGAGACUUAGAAAAUUAGUGUCGCUGUUUGUUUCCCCUACGGCCAAAUACGUUGCUGUUGCUGCUGGAAAUCGAAUUACAAUUCUGAGUAAAGAGGAUGAUUAUCAGCAAUCGUAUGCAAUUUUCACCGGUUCUGAUUUUGGUACAUUUACUGUGGGAGCUUGGUCUGAAGAUGAUGAAAUUCUUGGUGUUGCUGAUGACUAUGAUACUCUGUACUUUAUUAAAUUCAAUGGUGAAGUUGUGGCAGAAAUUACAAAGAAGCAUUUGAAAAUCUCUUCACCAAUUGUUGGUUUAUUUUCCGACACCGACUCAGAUAUGCACGGGUCUUAUUUGUUCACUGCCAUUACAUCAGAUGGCUCACUUCAACAAAUUGAGAUCAGUUAUGGACAAGGCAUUUCUACCUUUCCUAAGUACGUCCUUAAUCACAGGAAUCAUCUCCGUAACAACGUUUUUUGCUUUGACCAGCACCAUGAACUUAACCUUUUUGUGGCUGUUCACACAAUGUCUGGAUCUUGCCUUCUUUCUCUUUGGCAUAAAAAUUCAAGCUCAGAACUGGAACAGGAUGCUUGCAUAUUUUCAAGCUGGACAAAGAAGGCUUGA